GGGAGCUGUGAUUGGUCACAGCUUGUCACAUGGUACAAGGCUGUUGUGAAUAGCCUUGUACCAUGUGACCUCUGUGAACAUUCACAGAUUUCACACGUAGUAAGAAAUGAUGUCAGAAGUGACAUCUUGCUUACUACUUUGCAUGUGAUCACUGAUUGGCCAAUCAAUUGCAUCAUUUCCUGUCAAUGGUCUCUCAGCAUUCACUUCCUGUAGGCCACUUCCCAGAAGCUUUCAUUUCCUUGUUGCAUCAUAGAAGAGGGGUGGCCAUACACUGUACAUUCUGAUUGUACAAUCUCUGUAUGAUAUCCUUUAGAUUUACCAAAACUAUAUAAUAGGAG
Molecule: messenger RNA, 338 nt
Organism: Staurois parvus
Lineage: Eukaryota; Metazoa; Chordata; Amphibia; Anura; Ranidae
Source: the annotation of a GenBank genome assembly